AUGGAGAUUGAAUUUGCAGGAAUAGUGCAGCGGGGAAGAAAUGAGUUGACUAUGGUCACAGAUAGUGUAAAUGAGGCUGUGUGUAAGGUUGUUGUGUCGGCAAUGACUACAGUUAAGGUGAGGCUUCUGGCGACGAAGGCUUGGUGCAAUGUUCCCUUCUCCUACUCCUAG
Molecule: messenger RNA, 171 nt
Organism: Prunus armeniaca (apricot)
Lineage: Eukaryota; Viridiplantae; Streptophyta; Magnoliopsida; Rosales; Rosaceae
Source: the annotation of a GenBank genome assembly